CCGAUGAGCUUCCGGAUGGCGUCGAGGUGCGCGGCGAGGCUUCCGCAGCCACCCUGCACGGCGCCGCAGUCCCGCUGGCAAAGCUCGCGGGUCUCGGUGCCCCCGGCGAGAUCCAGCGCGUCAAGAGGACGUACCGUCGUGUGCUCCGUUAGCUUCAGGCCAUGUAUCGACAUUCACAAGGGGAAAGUUAAACAGAUUGUUGGCUCCACUCUCCGGGAUGCAACGGACGAUGGCACGGCACUAGUGACCAACUUUGAGUCGGACAAGUCUGCAGCGGAAUUCGCGAAUGUUUAUAAAGAUGAUGGACUUGUUGGUGGGCAUGUCAUAAUGCUUGGCGGAGACGAUGCGAGCCGUUCUGCUGCCCUGGAAGCACUACAUGCAUAUCCUGGUGGUUUGCAAGUUGGAGGUGGAAUAAAUUUGGAGAAUGCAAUGUCUUACCUUAAUGAAGGGGCAAGUCACGUGAUUGUAACUUCUUAUGUAUUUAGUGAUGGAAAAAUGAACAUCGAAAGACUGACGCAACUUGUCGAGCUUGUUGGGAAGCAAAGGCUUGUUUUGGACCUUAGUUGUCGAAAAAAGGAUGGCAAAUAUGCCAUUGUGACUGACAGAUGGCAGAAGUUCAGUGAUGUCUAUGUGGAUGGGCCAACAUUAGAACGUCUUGCUGCCUAUGCAGAUGAGUUUUUGGUUCAUGGAGUUGAUGUGGAGGGCAAAAGGUUAGGAAUUGACGAGGAACUUGUGGCACUAUUGGGACUCCAUUCACCUAUCCCAACAACAUACGCCGGAGGUGUGUCGACAAUGGACGACUUGGAGAGGAUAAAGCAAGCAGGCAAAAGUCGGGUCGAUGUUACUGUCGGGAGUGCCCUAGACAUAUUCGGGGGAGAUUUGCCCUACAGUAAAGUUGUCCGUUGGCACUCGGAGCAAAGAAUGGUUAGCCAGCGGUGAAGAAGUGAGAUGUAUGUGUUUUUUUAUAGAGCAUGAUCAAAGUUCACCUCAUUUGGGAUCCCCACUUGACCAUUAACAUUCUGGUUAUAGGCCUUGUUUGCAAACAUUAUUGUGAACAGUUAAGUGGAUCUUUAUGUGCCAUGUUAAAGUUGAAGCAGAGAUGAAUUCAGUAUCAUAGAUGGAUUCGCAUGACCAGCUGAGUAAAGAUCAGUCUGUUCCAGUUUGUUGAUCA
Messenger RNA from Lolium rigidum, 1171 nucleotides. Its product is annotated as 1-(5-phosphoribosyl)-5-[(5-phosphoribosylamino)methylideneamino] imidazole-4-carboxamide isomerase, chloroplastic-like. The record is from RefSeq and is a predicted model, not a curated record. Gene Ontology annotation, cellular component: cytoplasm. Gene Ontology annotation, molecular function: 1-(5-phosphoribosyl)-5-[(5-phosphoribosylamino)methylideneamino]imidazole-4-carboxamide isomerase activity. The transcript has 8 exons. Gene Ontology annotation, biological process: L-tryptophan biosynthetic process; L-histidine biosynthetic process. Bases 4 to 939 code for a protein of 311 amino acids. Lineage: Eukaryota; Viridiplantae; Streptophyta; Magnoliopsida; Poales; Poaceae.